AUGUGCGUUGCGUGUGAUCGCUAUUUUUGUUGGAACCAUUUUUGUGAACAUCGUCGAUCUUUUGAGAGAUAUAUUGAUGAUGCUCUCACUCAUAAACAGCCUCUCUUGAAAUGUUUGGAAGAGUUUGAUCAAGUUGAAAAAGAACUUCAUUCGGCUAUUGAUAGUUGGGAGCGCAAUGAAGUUGCCGAUGUUCAUCGGUUAGCGCAGGAGAUCAGGAACGCGCUCGAUGCUCAUAUCAAUCAUUAUCGCUCCCAUUUCGAAGAAGAAUCGUCAAUUAUAACCAAUACUGAAUCAACAAAUGGAGAUGAUCAAUCAAUUCAAAUUGAAAAAUUACAAACUGAAUAUGGUCGUGCCUUGAAGAACAUACGUUUGACACCAGUUAAUGGUCGACGACCUAUGUUAGAGAUUCAAACAAUAAAUCCCAUAAGAGAACAAAUUUCAUUGCAAGACUCAUCGCCCAUCGUACCACAGCAAUGCGGCAUUUAUGAACCGCAGACAAUACUAGGCAAACGACUUAUCAAGGAGCCUUCAUCAGCAAUCGCUGUAGGUGGUUAUUGGGCCAUAGGUGGUUCGGACGAGUAUUUACUUGUACAAGAAUAUGAAAAUAACCAGUUGACAUUGUUCGAUCGAUAUGGCGCACGAAGCCUCUCAAUGACUUGGCAUUAUAAUGUAGUGGUAAGUGAUGGUAGCAUAUAUAGAUGAUAAACAAAAUAUUGUCACAGCAACAAUAGCCUGCCUAUUUCUUCUUCGUUAACGGACUUAUGCACACCAAAAUUAGGGAUUUGACGACAAAAAAGUGAAGCAUCAAUUUUCUGAUAGCUCGAAAGGUGCAUACACAAUUUUUUACAAUUGGGAAAGUGCACAUUUUUUUCAUUAAACACUGGUUUUUGCUAUGAAAAAAUCAGAUUUUUCUCAGAGUCGCGUUUGCACAUGCUCCUCCGCUAUGAUGAUAACACAUCACAUUCCAUGAUGUUCAACAUUACGGAAUUAGUUCCGCAUCCGGAAUCAAUUCCCUCCAAUUCUGAGAACUCAAUCAUUGUGCUACAAGAGAGGUCUAAUCGAUCUUGAUCGAGUUCGGGAAAUUUCUGGAAUUCCGGAUAUUAAAUUCAAACAAAAAUAAUGGGGAUUCUGGGAGUUCCUCCUAAUCCCGAAAUUUCUGAAACUGCUUCUAAUUCCGGAAAUCCGAAUAAUUCCGUCUGAACUCAUUUCACAGAACUCCAGGAAUUGGUGGAACUCGAUCAAUGUCGAUUAGUUUUGCGCUGUAGCAUGAUGAUCGGGUUCCCGGAAUUGGAUAGAACUGACUCCGAGGACGGAACUGGUUUCUCAAUGUUUAACAUUCCGGAAUAGCAUGACUAUUCGAUCAUUUACAUCUGCAUUUGACUCAGUUUGUCAUCUGCUUCUGCGAUGAUGUCGACAUUCCCAUUGAGUGAUAAUAAAAAAAAAUGUGAUAUCCAAACUUAGCAAUUCGCUUUCAAAAUGUAUCCUUUCUCAAUAUGGAUAGAACAAUUGAUUGGAGGCAAAACCUGCAAUGGAACCAAGGAGAAAACAGCGAGAUUCCAUCUAUUUGGAGUAGAUUCCAUCUACCCAAAAAAAAGUUGGAGUAUCAAUGAAAUUCGAGUGAAGUACGCACUCUUGGAGUUCUGCUUCCCCUCUUUCCUUCCCCCUUGGAAUCAUCGUAAAAUUUACGUUUCGUCUCACCUCUUUUAUUCAAUCUCCGGAUAGAAGAAAAAAGACAAAGUGUUCCGAAGAGAGUUUCGUAAAUGAAAUACAACAGAAAAAUCGGGUGUUCGGAAUGAAUUCCGACAAUAGAUUUUCAAAGGGUGAGCAGUGAAAUUUGACUGGAGAUCGGAAUGAGAAUGUCCGAAAGUUCUUAAUGGCCAAGACGUGGAGAUCGUAAUAAAAAUGACGAGAUAUUCGUAAGUAUGUUCAAGUGAGACUUAUAUUGUCAUUGAUGUGAUCAAUAAAUGAAGUCUAUUAUUGUCUAUAAAAACAGUCUUUAUAUCAAUACAAUCUUUUAGUAAAUUCUUUCAUGAACGCCCUGUCAAUGCCAUUCCAUUCUUCCGGUACGUCUCUGGAAGAAGAACCAGUAGACUUACACUCCGAACUCUCGACCUUGUUCAUUACGAUCUCCAGGCGUUACAUUAGAUAUAGCAAGAAGUAUUCUAUUCCGAACAUCCAGUCAGGCCAUCCUGAUUUGCUUGAUUUCUAUUAUGAUCUCCCGUACAAAGGUGUUUACGAACUACCGGCAUAAAUUUUUUCCGAUAAAAAUAAUAUCCGAAUACCCGGUCACAUGUCCCGGUGUUCGGAACACCUGAGACGAAACGUAGUUCACCCGAAUUAUCUCGUUUUGAUUUCAGUAAUUUUAUUGAAAGGAAAUCGACAGUAAUCGAAACAAUUGUUUUUGCUGAAACCACAUUGAGGAAGGUUGAAGUAUCAUUAAAAAAAAUGUAAAUCUCCACAUAGAUUCGUGACAUCCAGUGGAAUCAUUAUCUACGUCAAUUUUUUCUUUUACUCGACAAAAAACUCAUGGUUUUCGAUCCAAUCACAAAACAUUUUCAGAACAUUACUCAAAUAACACCGUAUCAGGCCAAUCGUUUUCGCCGAUGUGCCUACCUGAAUGAUCGUCUCUUCAUUGUAUAUUGGGGGAUGGAGAGUACGAUCGAUCUGUUCCAGAUUAGUUCUUGGAGUUUGCAGCAGCGAUGGUUGAGUCCUGUAACGUGUCAUCCAAACGAAUGCAUUACCUGCAUUCGACUCAGUUCAAAUGAACAACUCGCUUUGAGCAUUCAAGAUGAAAACAAUCCGACCAGUCGCCAAUUUCGUAUCGAACUUCGUGAUAUCACCCUUAAUAUUUUACAUAUUCUUCCGCUUCAUGCGGAUGACGGCAUUUUCUCACGUAUGACACCGCUAACCGAUGGUUGUUGGGCUGUGCUGAAUGUAGAUACAAAUCGUAUUUAUAUUGUCAGUGAACGUGGUGCAUUGAUCGAUAAAAUUGACGGUCAUUAUGAGAAACUCCAUAAUAUCGCUUUGAUCGGCGAGAGCAUCGUUGUAAUUCGUGCCGACAAGACGCUUUUCUUCUAUGAUGUGCAAUUCCACGAAGAAUGAGAAAGUCAAUAAUCAAUAACUAUGAUGAAGUGAAACUUAAUUCUUUGCACAAAUAGUUUCUCACUGCGUUUCGAUUAUACUAUACUUACUAUUAUUCUAUACUGAACCAUAUAUAUUAUAGCUAAUUCCUUACAUUUAUACUUGACCACUUAUUUCUAUAUCUAAGCUCUUCUUUGUAUAAGAACUCCUCCUUUUUAAUAUCUUAUCCAUUAUUUCUAUGUGAAUCAGCUUAUUUCUAUAUCCAACCUAUUACUUCUGUAUGUGCCCUCUAUGCUUUCACGUGGCUCCUUCUUCAUAUGACGAAUUCGUUCUUUUUAUGUACUGUAUCGUGGACCUACGUCUCACUUGAUAAAUCUAUAUUGAACUCCUAGAUGAGGAAUAUAAAUCUUGCGGAUGAUGGUGAGGGUGUGACGCAAGAGUAGGCCCUCGUCCUCACUCUCACCUCUCGAUUAAUCAAUAGGCCGAAGAACGUAUCUCCUCUUCUUUAUUACAUAAUCAUGUAAAAAAUACGCUUUCCGUUUAUAAUAAAAAAAGAAUAUAGAUUCCAGCAAUUUUUUAAAGUUUUCCCCAACAAUUGCAACUCGUAUUGACUGGACAUUCCGCAUGUUCCCAGAGCAAGUGAAUUUGCACCAAAGUUCAGCAUGGGGUUUUCUUCUUUCUUUCUCAUGGAAAAACACACGGUUUUUCUAUUGAAAUACUGAUUCGAAGCACUUUAUACGAACAGUGAAUAAUAGAACUUAUGAGACUUUUAUUGCUGGUCUUUUUCAUAACAAUUAAGGUUUUUUCUUAUCUUCCUAUUCUAUUUUUUGUGGAAUUCACAUAUAAAAAUGUGAGUGUAAGGGUGUGGGUGUGGGUGUGGGUGUGGGUGUGGGUGUGGGUGUGGGU
This is a messenger RNA of Rotaria sp. Silwood1, 3987 nucleotides long. The record is from the annotation of a GenBank genome assembly. Lineage: Eukaryota; Metazoa; Rotifera; Eurotatoria; Philodinida; Philodinidae.